AUGGAGAAAGAUGACCCCCCACAGUUGGCGACUCCUACAUCAGUGAAAGCCAUCAUCUUGAGGAUUGAGGCUGCCCAGCUAACUCGUGCUCAAGAGGAUAUUUCUACUCGGCUCUCACACAUUUCAGACAACGUCAAUUGUGUUAUCAACUGCUUCCAGGAAAAAUUAGGAUAUGAUUUAAAAGAAAAGGCAAAAUCUCACCAGACAGAUCCAAAGGCCAAGAAGAGAUUCAUCUUGCUGGACAAAAUUGCCUCCUUCUCCAAAGAUGCUAAGAUGAAGGAGAAGCACCUGUAUGACAUUCUCCACUGGCUGGGUGACUGGGGUGACACUCUGACCUAUGAGAUCGGGCCCAGGAAGAGUGAAGAGGAAGAAGCAGCCCUGGAUGAAUGGAUUGAGGUGACGGAGAAAGUGCUACCGCUCUCCCUCAUUGCCACCAAAAGAGGCAUCGAGUCACUCACUGCUCUUUGCUCCACUCUUAUUGAAGGACAAAAGAAAAGGUCACAAGUGUCCGAACGCACUUUCUGGCAGGGCUGGCGGGGAAGAAGCCCACAGACAUCUCCACCCCAUCCUCAGCCACUGAGCCCAGAACAGAUGCUCCAGGACCAGCAUAGCAUGAACACGAAGGCCUUGGAGGUGACGUCCAUGCUGCAGGAGCUCCUGGACUCGACCAUGUUCAGCAAGGGGGAGGUCAGGGCCAUCAGGUACAUGGCCGCUAUGGUGGAGAACCUCAACAAGGCCUUGAUCCUCCAACACAAGGAGAACAGGAGCCUGGAGACCAAAUACAGGCGCCUGCAAAUGCAGGCGACCAAAGAGCUCAGCAGCCAGAGGCUGCACUUCCAGCAGUUUGUGCAAGUCCUUGAGAGCAGGAGCGAUGCUCUGCUGAAGCAAGUAGAGAUCCUAGGGGGAAGGUACCAUGACAUUCUCCUGAAGAAGCAGGCCUUGGAGUUCCAAUUGAAGAAGGCUCAGACUGCUACAGGUCAAGCAGAAGACCUGGCUGAGGUUUCUGUGGACUCCCCGGGUACCCCUGAGAGAGAGACCUUGCCAAGGAAAGAAACAGUCACGGAGGAAACCCAACAGGAAUCUACAAAGGAGCAGUUGUUCUCACCACUUCCCCCAGGUCCCAUGGCCACGGCGCAGGACAAUUGUGCUACAGCUGCAGGGCACCAGCCGCUUUCCACCAUGACUAUGCACUCGAGGGUCGCAGAUGUGUUCAGCAGCCAGGACACCGAGAGCCUUGAGCCUGUGUUUCUACCCUCAGUGGAUCACAAGCUUCCUAAGAAAUGGGACAGACCGGCGGCAGAAAGCUCCAGCCACAAAGACGAAGACCAGGAGGACUACUUCCAGGAGAAGGGAGGACUCCAAAUUAAGUUCCAUUCUAAGGAGCAGCUGUCUCUAGAGAGCUCCAGGCAGGUGCCCUCGGAGAGCCAAGAGGAGCCCUGGGAGGAGGAACUCAGCUGGGAGAAGCGGAGGCAGCUGUGGCUGGAGGAGGAGGAGAUGUGGCAGCAGCGGCAGAAGAAGUGGGCCCUGCUGGAGCAGGAGCACCAGGAGAAGCUGCGGCAGUGGAAGCUGGAAGACCUGGCCAGGGAGCAGCAGCGGAAAUGGGUCCAGCUGGAAAAGGAGCAGGAGAGCCCAAGGAGAGAGCUGGAGCAGCAAGGGGAGGAUGUGGAGAGGAGGAUCUUCACAGUUACCAGUCGAUGGAGGGACUUGGAGAAGACAGAGCUAUCCUUAGUGCCUACCCCCAGUCGGGCCCAAUCUGCUCACCAAAGCCGGAGGCCACACUUGCACACAUCUCCUAGUACCCUGCAGCCUGCCCUGGGAAAGCAGAGACCUAUGAGUUCAGUGGCGUCUACCCACAGAUCACGAGCCCACCAAGUUCCCACGAGGCCCAAGAAAUCUGCCUCCUUUCCUAUCACUGGGACAUCCAUCCAAAGGCUGGCCCGGCCCUCUUUGCAGAUAUCCCCUGCAACUCUUAAGAAGAAGGUGUACCACAUGGACAUGGAGGCCCAGAGGAAGAACCUGCAGCUCCUGAGUGAGGAGUCUGCGUUGGGGCUGCCCCACUACCUGCGCAGCAAGGCGCUGGAGCUCACCACCACCACCAUGGAGCUGGGCACGUUUAGGCUGCAGUACCUGUGCCAUAAGUACAUCUUCUACAGACGCCUCCAGAGCCUCCGGCAAGAAGUGUUCAACCAUAUACAAAUCACGAGAGAAACGGGGGCUUCCUACAAGGCCCAGAACCUCCACAUCUUCUUGAAAAACAUUAACCACCUGCAGGUCCUCAGGUUGCAGGCCUGGACAGACAAGCAGAGGGUCCUGGAGGAGAAGCGCCGGGAGUGCCUGAGCAGCAUGGUGGCCAUGUUUCCCAAGCUCCAGCUGGAGUGGAACAUUCACCUGAACAUCCCUGAGGUUACCUCGCCAAAGCCGAAGAAAUGCAAGUUGCCUGCAGCCUCACCGCGGCACAUCUGCCCCAGCGGCCCCACCUACAAGCAGCCCUUUCAGUCCAAGCACUGGGAAUGUGUGCCCCUGCAGAUGGCCCGCCAACAGGGGAAGCAGAUGGAGGCCGUCUGGAAGACCGAGGUGGCCUCUUCCAGUCACCCAAUAGAAAAAAAGACCCCUGCCAGCCUUCCCUGGGACCAGCUGUGGGGACACCCAGAUAUUCCCCGACUGUUGGCACUGGAUGUGUAG
Messenger RNA from Cebus imitator (Panamanian white-faced capuchin), 2682 nucleotides. RefSeq names its product family with sequence similarity 186 member B (gene FAM186B). Bases 1 to 2682 code for a protein of 893 amino acids. The record is from RefSeq and is a predicted model, not a curated record. The transcript is spliced from 7 exons. Lineage: Eukaryota; Metazoa; Chordata; Mammalia; Primates; Cebidae.